Messenger RNA from Physeter macrocephalus (sperm whale), 2473 nucleotides. RefSeq names its product zinc finger protein 24. The transcript is spliced from 4 exons. Bases 210 to 1316 code for a protein of 368 amino acids. Lineage: Eukaryota; Metazoa; Chordata; Mammalia; Artiodactyla; Physeteridae. The record is from RefSeq and is a predicted model, not a curated record.
CGCCCACGCACCGUCGGGACCGCGAGCCUGCUCUCCCCGCACCUCCUCACGUCCCACGGGCAGGGUGCUGUAUGAGAACGUAAAAGGAAGAGAAAUUUAUUUUCUGUAGACUGAGCCGUCGAUAAGGAGUGCCUGUGAAGAAGACGGGGUAUUUCCCUGAGGCCUAUAUCCUACCUUGAUUGUCUUGUCUUGAAGUAUUAUAAAUCAGGAUGUCUGCACAGUCAGUGGAAGAGGAUUCAAUACUUAUCAUCCCAACUCCAGAUGAAGAGGAAAAAAUUCUGAGAGUGAAGUUGGAGGAGGAUCCUGAUGGCGAAGAGGGGUCAAGUAUCCCCUGGAACCAUCUCCCUGACCCGGAGGUUUUCCGGCAGCGAUUCAGGCAGUUUGGAUACCAGGAUUCACCUGGGCCCCGUGAAGCUGUGAGCCAGCUUCGGGAACUUUGCCGUCUAUGGCUCAGGCCAGAGACCCACACAAAAGAACAAAUCUUGGAGCUGGUAGUACUGGAGCAGUUUGUUGCCAUCCUACCCAAGGAGCUACAGACUUGGGUUCGAGAGCAUCAUCCAGAGAAUGGAGAGGAGGCAGUGACAGUGCUGGAGGAUUUAGAGAGUGAACUGGAUGACCCUGGACAGCCGGUUUCUCUUCGACGACGAAAACGGGAAGUGUUAGUAGAGGAGAUGGUAUCUCAAGAAGAAGCUCAGGGAUUACCAAGUUCUGAGCUGGAUGCCGUGGAAAACCAGCUCAAGUGGGCAUCCUGGGAGCUCCAUUCCCUAAGGCACUGUGAUGAUGAUGCUAGGACUGAAAAUGGAGCGCUAGCUCCAAAGCAGGAGAUUCCUUCAGCAGUAGAAUCUCAUGAAGUUCCUGGCACUCUCAAUAUAGGUGUUCCUCAAAUUUUUAAAUAUGGAGAAACCUGUUUCCCCAAGGGCAGGUUUGAAAGAAAGAGAAAUCCCUCCCGAAAGAAACAACAUAUAUGCGAUGAAUGUGGAAAACACUUCAGUCAGGGCUCAGCCCUUAUUCUUCAUCAAAGAAUCCACAGUGGGGAGAAACCCUAUGGAUGUGUUGAGUGUGGGAAAGCAUUCAGCAGGAGUUCCAUCCUUGUGCAACACCAGAGAGUCCAUACUGGAGAAAAACCUUACAAAUGUCUCGAAUGUGGAAAAGCCUUUAGCCAGAAUUCUGGGCUUAUUAAUCAUCAGAGAAUCCAUACUGGGGAGAAACCUUAUGAAUGUGUUCAGUGUGGGAAAUCCUAUAGUCAAAGCUCAAAUCUUUUUAGACAUCAGCGAAGACACAAUGCAGAGAAACUUCUCAAUGUUGUGAAAGUUUAAGAAAUGAAAAAAAAAAAAAUCAGCACUCAGGUCUUUUUCUUCUGAAAUGAAGACAAAAUUAAAAACAUGAAAUGAUACAUAAUAGUUUUCCUAUAGACUUAGAAAAUCCACUGGGAAAUGUAGAAAAUUUCCACCCACUAUUAUUAUCUUAUCUUGAAAGAAAUGGUGUCAUACCUGCCUAGAAACUGAAAUUUUAAACUUAAUUCAGGUGUUAAUGCCUAAAUCUUCCAUGUGAUGUUUAUAUUCUUAUUAUUUUUCCAAAUGAACUACCUGAUUCUUUGUCCCUUUGUUAAAACUUUCCUUCUUAGACAGAUAUGUUAUUUGUGUUGAUCAUUGAAAUGUUCUUUACAAGGAUACAUUCCUUUCUACAUUGAAAAGCAAUGUAGGAAUUGUAAAAUCCGAAAACUGAAACCAUUUUUUCCAAAUUUACCAGUUUUCUUUUACCUAAUUUGAAUAUGCAUUUCAGAAAAUAGAAGAUAAAGGAUGACCAAAAACCUCAAAGUGAAAUGAGCCUUAAAACUCAGAUAAGAAGUGAUGAUGAUGAAACAUCAAAAAGUGAAUGGGACACCUAGAUUGGGGAAGAUUGACAAAUACUUUGAUCCAAGAAUUGAAGUAUAUCAAGCAUUUAUCUAGGUGUAGUUAGUUUCCUUCCUGCAGGAAAACUCAAAAAUAGCUCAUCUUACCUGUAAUUGGGAAGCAUCCCACUAAUGAAAAUAAUGUCCUCUCAUGUAUCAUUAGAAAGUGGACAGUCUAAACAGUAAACAGUUGUAAAACUAUGAAGGUAGAAAUUAUAACACUAGGGAAAGAUUUGUAGUGGAUGGCAGUGUUGAAGGGCAAAUGUAAACAAGAGUGAUGGUCUGUCUUGGCUUUUAGAGAACAAAAGACUUGAAGAUCUAAGUCGUUAUUAUUUUUCCUUCGUUUUUGUUAAGGACAGAAAAAUCCCUGACAGGUGGGCAACAAGUAUCAGGUUUGCGAUUUUAUGCCUUUGGUACAAAAGGAUUGAACACCAGGCUAACAAAGCAGCCAUGCAUUUAUUAAAUUUUCUACCGACAAGGCACUGUGCUAGGUACUGUAACCCUGCCAUAAUUAGGUAGGUAUUUCUUCCACUGUAAAUCAUUGGGGGUUGGUACAAAGCUGUUUCAUGUGAGUUAGCCUCU